Messenger RNA from Symbiodinium sp. CCMP2456, 351 nucleotides. Lineage: Eukaryota; Dinophyceae; Suessiales; Symbiodiniaceae. The record is from the annotation of a GenBank genome assembly.
AUGGAGACUGAUCGCUUCUUGCGGAUCGAGACGCCGCGCAAGUCGCGCUCCCGUUGGUACUUCGCUGGUGCGGCUGUGGCUCUUCUCCUCGUCGCCGGCGUGGUAGCUAAGACGGCUCCGGAAACCCUGCAUAUCUCCUCCCCGAAGAACAUCAUCUUCGAUACUGAGGUGUCCCACUGGGAGGACAUUCCGGGCAUUGACAAGGUGAUCCGCAAGGCCCAAAGCCUUAGGCAUGACAAGCCACUGCGGAACUUGCAGGAUUUGUUCUAUGAUUCGCAGCCAGAGGAAGUGCCCUUUAUUCGCACGGAAUGCGUCAUUGACGUCGUCCAGGCUGCUGCAUACCUCGACCAG